Molecule: messenger RNA, 4059 nt
Organism: Cyprinus carpio (common carp)
Lineage: Eukaryota; Metazoa; Chordata; Actinopteri; Cypriniformes; Cyprinidae
Product: cyclic AMP-responsive element-binding protein 3-like protein 3-A
Biological process (GO): regulation of transcription by RNA polymerase II
Cellular component (GO): nucleus
Molecular function (GO): DNA-binding transcription factor activity, RNA polymerase II-specific; RNA polymerase II cis-regulatory region sequence-specific DNA binding
Source: RefSeq, a predicted model, not a curated record
UUGCCCUAAAACAGAUAACACUUUCAAGAACACAAAUGUGCAGAGAACAGCACCAAACUGACAUACUCUGGUUUUCUCUCUGGAUUUUAAGAAUUUUCUUCUGUUUGCUUGUAUUUCUGUUGGUGAUUCGAGUGCCUGGAACAUGGCACUUCUCUCAGACAAGGGUUACUCUGGGACUGAACUCCUAGACCUGCUCCUGGAGCCCCAUAUGGUCCCUCACAUGAACAGCAAUGGUUACCAUGGCAACCCAGCCUGGUCAAUCACAGAUCAAAGCAUUCUGUGUCAUGGUGAAGGUGUUGUUGAUAACUUCUUGGACUCCUUGUUGCAAUUGUCAAAUGGCGUGUCACAGCCCUGCUCUCCUCUGUGGGUCCCCUCCCCCUCUGACAGCGGAAUCAGUGACGACACCCCGUCUGACCACCCGGACAGCCCGCCGCCGUCCACCAGCCCGCUUUUCAACUCCAUCUAUCUCCCUCAGCAUCCUCAUCUUCUCCCUCAGCAUCUUCAGCAGCAGGACGCACCUGUCGCAAACACAGAGCCUGAUAUCUCCAUUGAUCUGGAAGAUUGGGAGGCCUGUCUGUUCUCCGAUGGUCUGACAGACUCUCAGAGCACGUCAGCAGUGCUGAGAACUCAACCAGCCACCGUUUACCAGCUCACCGUAAAAGACCUGCUGCUUUCCAACAACGGAGAAGUGUCAAAACCCUCCACCCAGCAAUCCCAGCAAGAACUGUUUCUUAAUGAAGAUGAGAAGAAACUUUUAGCCAAGGAAGGACUCAGUCUUCCCAGCCAACUGCCUCUUAACAAGUACGAAGAAAAGAUGUUGAAGAAGAUUCGGAGGAAAAUCCGGAACAAGCAGUCGGCACAGGAGAGCCGCAAGAAAAAGAAGGAAUAUGUAGAUGGACUGGAGGGAAGAAUGGCUGCCUGCAGUGCUCAGAAUCAGGAAUUACAGAAGAAAGUCCUCCAGCUGGAGAAGACCAACACGUCUCUGAUGGAGCAGUUACGCUGGCUGCAGUCUCUGGUGAUGAAUGGCUCCAGUAAACCGGCUCAGACGGGAACCUGCAUCCUGGUGCUGGUCCUCUCUUUCUCUCUCAUUCUCAUCCCGUGCCUCCAGCCCAUCUCACAAAGGAGGGUCGCUGACCCCGGUGACUUCAGCGCCGGGAAAGUUCAGUCCAGGUCACUGCGCUCAGUGAUGGAGGUCUACAGCAUCCAGCCUGGCUACUCCAUCAACAGGGAUGGGGACGUGUCCUCGUCCCCUCACAGCAAGCUUCGGCUCAGACCUGAGUACGCCGACAUGGACCCUCUACAUCACAACCACAGCUACAGAGACGGCGAGCAUCACCACGGCGACCCCAUCACGGGCCACGCUGCCACACUGAGGUGGAUAACGCAUCAUGAGAAAGACAGGAAGUGAUGUAACGGAUUGGCACACAUUAUACCAGCCGUUUGACCAAGGCAUCACAACUGACUCCGGAAGUUACAGUCUGACUUACAUGUAAAGCAAACAACCUCUGUUUGUUUUGCUUUCACCUGGCAUUGAGUUGUGGGUUUGUCUGAACAGAUUAAAUAAUAUUAGACUGGAAUGGAAAAAUAAAUAAUGCAGUUGAUGAUGCAGCAGCCUACAGCAUGCAAAAAUGUACAAAGAACACAAAAUAUAUUGCAACAUUUUGUGGAAAAAGUACAUAUUUCACUGAUGCUUUAGUUUACUUUCGAAUAACAUAUUUCAAAACUCAGAGUGUCGUACAAAGAUUUCAUGCAACUAACCAGGCAAAUCUAGUCAAUAUUUCAUUCUCAAGCAUUUCUUUGCAUCAAUAUUUGUAAACAUUUUACUACAGCAUCGCAGCUCAUUCUGGACAAAAACUGCCCGCAGACAGGAAGUGACUGUCUGAUUGACACGUAAACGUUUGUUUUGCCUUUACUUGGCAUGUAGUUGCAGGAAUAUCUGAAUAUAUUUUACAUCCAUUACAGACUGGAAUUUAAAAAUAAAUGCAAAUAAUGAUGCAGCAGCAUGCAAAAAUUUGUCCAGAAAACACACACAAAUAGUGUAAACUGUUCCGAAAAUAUAUACUUUAGACACUUAAGUUUACUUGUGAAUAAAAAAAAAUAAAAAAAAAAAUUCUGAGUAUUGUACAAAGAUUUCAUGCUGGCUAAAUGUGGCAAAUCUAAUGAUUACUUCAUCCUCAAGCAUUCAUUGCAUUAACAUUUAUAAACAUUUUACUAUGGCAUUGCAGCUCAUUCCGGCCAAAAAUCCACUCACGACAGGAAGUGACCAACCACCCACGGUUUGCUUUGCUAUUAUAUGGCAUUGAGUUGUGGGUUCAUCUUAAUAGAUUAUACUGCAAUAAUAGACAGGAAUAGAAAGAUAAAUAAUGCAAAUAAUGAUGCAUAUAUUAAAAAUAGUGUAAAAUAUUGCAGGUUUGUCUGAAGAGAUUAUACCACAAUAACAGACUGAAAUGGAAAAAUAAAUCAUUUGUAUUAUGAUGCAGCAGCCUAUGCAAAAACGUUGAACAGAAAACACAAAAAUAAGUGUAAAAUGUUGUGGAUUUAUCUGAACACAUUAAAUCACAAUAACAGACUUGAGAGGAAAAAUGAAUAAUUCAAAUAAUGAUGCAGCAGCCUAUGCAAAAGAUGUACAGAAAACACUUAAAAGAGUGUAAAAUGUGUAAAGAAAAUGUACAUAUUUCAAAGAUGCUUACAGUAAGUUUAAAAACUCAUACAAAAAUGUGUUGCAUCUAACCUGGAAAACGUUAGCUAUAUCAUGACUUUGUUUCCAAGUGGAUUAAGUGUUUAAAUUGUGUAAAACCAGCCAAUCAGAUUCAGUUCCUCUAGCUUGAGGAAGUGUUUUCUGUUUAAUAUGCAUCAGUGAGCAUGUGCAUCCACAAAUUUGCACCAAAGCCAAAUGUUGGCCUGCGUUUUACACGCUGCUGUUGGGGAAGAGAUUAAUCAGUGGGAAUUGGCCUAACACGGCACAUUGCAUCAAAAGCAGACACUCCUGCCAAGAGGUGUGCGGAUCACUGUGCCAAGAUAAGCUUUACUUCGACUGCUUGAUCAACUCAGAUUGAUGCACAGAGCUCAACUCAUUUGUGCAGAAUCAAGCAGCCGCACGAGCACAAUGUCCCAACCUAUAACUGGGCAUUACAUCCAGGCACUCGUUAAUGUGAGUUCAUAACCAGCAAUACUUUACCCUAAUAUUUAUAGUUUUUGUUUGCAAUUUUCUUCUGCACAGAGCUCCCAGGAGCAUUUUGAUUCACAGUUCCAUGAAUGCUAAACAACUUUUACUUUUUGUUGCUCAGUAAACUAGAUGCAUAGUCCUUUUAGUAUUGCAUACAACAAGCAGUAGAUUUGAGCUCUAGAAUGGCUGGGUAUGAGCAGUGAGUGUGGUAGUUUGUUCAAGCAGGUAUUUGCACUCUCUCGCUCCACCUCCAUGAACCUCCAGGCAGCUGUUGCCUGACCAUCAAAUAUGUGUAUAAUUAGACCCAUGAGUAUUGCACAUCUCGAGACCUCAGCGUUCAUCAGCGCAUCACGAGUGGUCAAGGGCAUAUGUGGCUUUCAUUCAUUUAAAAGCACCUUUCGCUCCAAUAUGCACCAGAGUUUCAGGUGCAGUUACUGAUGUCAGUGUGCUAAAGAGGUUAAGGAGGAGUGCCGAGGAAUAACAAUUACCUGUUUCACAUGCUUUUGCAUUAAAACUGCACCACAGGCCUCCACUGGCACACUGUCUUCUGUGUGCAGCUCCAGGAAAUACAGCACAACCUUGGACAGAAUGAGCAGCUUGGUUUUCUUACUGCACAGCCCUCCUUUGGGCUUUUUGCUCUACUUCUUGUUGGGUUUAUUUUUACAUUACAAACUGCAUGAUUGAAGCAUUGAGUCUUUUGAAUAUUAUUGAUCAAUUGGUAAACAGUAAAUGAGUAUGUUAAACUGUAUUUUCCAAGAUAAAGGUUUCAGGAGUGUACAACAUUAUGGUAAAACCUUGACCAAGUUCAACUGAAUGUAUUUAUUUCCUAUUGCUUUGUAUUUUUAGUCAAUACUCUGACUUGAAUGACAUGUCCACUUGUAAAUAAACGACCU